AUGCUCUUUAAUAGAUUUACUUAGAAGAUAACUCCUUUGAAAAUAAUUAUUUCUUUGAAUAGUAAUAACAAAACUAAUAAAUGGAACUAAAUGUUUAAAAAAUAAAUUAUUUACUAAAGAAUUCACUAGAGUCAUAUAAAGCGGUUGAAAAAAUAAUUAAAAAUAAUAAUUUAUUAUUCUCGCAAGUAUUUUAAGUGUUUUUAUAGCAAGAAAUACUUGAAAUUCUCAUAUUUUUAGGAAAUAUUUAAGAAGUAUUUUAAUAAUUUGAGAAUAUUAAUUUUAUUUUAGAGUAAUAAGAAAAUUUUAAAUAAAAUCAUUUUUAGUUUUUCCUUUGUUAAUCUUAUUAAAAUCAAUCCAAAAACCUUACAGAAGAAAACUCUUUUAACAAAAUUAAAUGCACAGCUAAUGGAGAAGUAAAUAUAAUCAAUUAAAUUUACGAAAUUUAAAAGAGUAGAUAGAAGUUCUUGA
Tetrahymena thermophila SB210 is the source of this 468-nucleotide messenger RNA. RefSeq lists its product as hypothetical. The record is from RefSeq and is a predicted model, not a curated record. The transcript has a single exon. NCBI's taxonomy places the organism in Eukaryota, Ciliophora, Oligohymenophorea, Hymenostomatida, Tetrahymenidae.